Plectropomus leopardus (leopard coralgrouper) is the source of this 5313-nucleotide messenger RNA. Lineage: Eukaryota; Metazoa; Chordata; Actinopteri; Perciformes; Serranidae. The record is from RefSeq and is a predicted model, not a curated record.
UAGGAACAUGGCGAGACUCUGUUGUGACUCACGCUGCGUGGAAGUGACCUUUGACACCAGAGCAGAGAGCUUUCUGGACUCUAUUGUGUGCCGGGGCAACCAGCUGAGCUGACAUCAAAUCAUCAGUUUGACACCUUUUAUUUGUUAUCAGUCAUAUUUGAACUUUCUUUCCAGACCGACAUGUCUCUAAGGGAACGGUUUUAAAGCUUUGACCACAAGGCAUAAGCCAGCGUGCAACAAUUGCUGGACUGAUGCAGAUCGCAGCAGCUGCAGGGAUGAACCACUGGAGCUGGGGAAACGCUGGGAAUGCCAGUAAAUCGGACAGAAGUGGGCCGCACAGAGGGAGGCUGAUGAUGCUGCUGUGGAUUAUCCUCUCCAGCUCGCUGUGCCUGAUGGUCGAUGGCCAGAUGAAGCUCUCACCAGAAACGGUACAGCAGUGGGCUGUGUCCUUUAGUAAGGAGAUAGCUGCCCUUUCUGCACGAUACUCUGGAGCUAAACUGCUACAGAAGAAAUACAAGGAUGUGGAGGCUGUGGUGAAGAUAGAAGAGGUGGAUGGAGAGGAGCUUGUCAAGAAGUUCGCUGAGGAGAUGGAGGAGAUGCUUGGGAGGAAGAUGAAAUCUGUGAAGCGGUUAGCAGAAGCUGCAGAGGAUGCUGACCUUUACCACGAGUACAAUGAAACGCUGCAGUUUGAAUAUUAUAACUCCCUGCUGAUCAACACGGUGGAUGAGGAUGGGAAUCCACUGUCGCUCGGGGGAGAUUUCCCGCUGGAGAAAAAUGAGCACUUCAACAAACUGCCAGUCAACACCCAACUGAGCAACAUACAAGUCCCUACUAAUGUUUACAACAGAGAUCCAGAUAUUCUAAAUGGAGCCUACAUGUCCGAGGCCCUGAAUGACGUGUUCAUCGAUAACUUCCAGAAAGAUCCAACUCUCACCUGGCAGUAUUUUGGCAGUGCUACAGGCUUCUUCAGGCUCUACCCAGGGAUCCAGUGGAUUCCAGAUGAAAAUGGUGUGGUCACGUUUGAUUGCAGAAACAGAAACUGGUAUAUCCAGGCAGCCACUUCGCCUAAAGACGUGGUCAUCGUGGUGGAUGUCAGUGGCAGUAUGAAGGGACUCAGAAUGACCAUAGCCAAACACACAAUCAAUACAAUCCUGGACACACUGGGAGAAAAUGACUUUGUUAACAUCAUAGCUUACAGCGACUAUGUUCGCUACGUGGAGCCAUGCUUCAAGGGCAUGUUGGUACAAGCUGAUCUGGACAACAGAGAGCAUUUCAAGCUUUUGGUUGAAGAGCUUCAUGUCAAAGGCGAGGGCAAAGUAAAAAAUGCAAUGAAGGAAUCUUUCAAGAUUCUCAACGAGGCUACAGCACAGGGCCAGGGCAGCCUGUGUAACCAGGCCAUCAUGCUUAUAACAGACGGAGCCAUGGAGGACUUCCAGGAUGUUUUUGAGAAGUUAAACUGGCCAGAACGACGGGUUCGAGUGUUCACCUAUCUGAUUGGAAGAGAGAUGACAUUUGCAGAUAAUGUUAAAUGGAUUGCCUGCAACAACAAGGGGUACUACACACACGUCUCCACUCUGGCUGAUGUCCAGGAAAAUGUAAUGGAGUACCUCCAUGUUCUCAGCCGGCCAAUGGUCAUCAACCAUGAUCAUGACAUCAUCUGGACUGAGGCUUAUAUGGACAGUGUGCUGUUUAACAGUCAGGCCCAAAGCCUGCUCCUGAUGACCUCGGUGGCCAUGCCCGUGUUCAGCAAGAAGAAAGAAACUUUGUCACAUGGGAUUCUGCUGGGAGUGGUGGGAACUGAUGUGGCCUUGAGAGAACUGAUGAGAUUAGCGCCAAGAUACAAGCUGGGUGUCCAUGGUUACGCCUACCUCAUCACCAACAAUGGCUACAUUCUGUCUCAUCCUGACCUACGACCUUUGUAUAAGGAGGGCAAGAAUUUAAAGCCGAAACCCAACUAUAACAGUGUUGAUCUAGCAGAGGUGGAAUGGGAAGACACUGAAGAGAAGCUGCGGACAGCCAUGGUUAAAGGAGAAACUGGAAAGUUGUCUUUAGACGUGAGAACUUCAGUGGAUAAAGGAACGAGAGUGAUAUUCCUGAAGAAUGAUUACUUCUACACCGACAUCAAUGAGACACCAUUCAGUCUGGGUAUUGUGCUGACUCGAGGAUAUGGAGAGUAUAUCUUCAUUGGAAACGUCUCUGUUGAAGAGGGUCUCCAUGACUUACUGGCUCCAGACCUGAGCAUAGCCAGCGAAUGGACCUACUGUGAGACAGACAUAGACCCAGCCCAUCGUAAGCUGAGCCAGCUGCAGGCUGUGGUGCUAUACCUCACUGGCAAAGAACCAGAUCUGGAGUGCGAUGAGCUGUUGUUGCAGCAAACUCUAUUUGAUGCUGUGGUCACGGCUCCUAUGGAAGCCUACUGGACCGCACUCAUGCUCAACACAUCUGGUAUGGACGAUGGGGUAGAAACAGCAUUCUUGGGGACUCGUUCAGGCCUGAUGAGAUUUCAGAGAUACGCUGGAAUUGAGAAAAGAACUGCAAAGUCUUUCCUGACCUCCGCAGACAAGGAGAAUAUGUUCACAUUGGACCAUUUCCCACUGUGGUACCGCAGAGCAUCCGAGUACCCAGCUGGGAAGUUUCUGUACUACAUGCCCAGACAGGAGACAAGAGCGGGGAGGAUAGUGAUCGCCACUACUGCUGUCUCUGUUACUGUGGGCAAGAAAACUGCCAUCGCUGGAGCGAUCGGUGUCCAGAUGACUCUGGAUGUGUUGGAGUCCAGAUUGUGGGCCAUCGCAAGACAACCAAAUGACACAGAUUGCUCUAAUAUAGACGGGGUUUGUCCUCUUCGAUGUGACAGCUUUGAUAUUGCAUGCUACGUCAUUGACAAUAAUGGCUUUGUCCUAAUUUCUAAACAGCGCAAUGAUGCCGGGAGAUUCUUCGGCGAGGUCGACGGAUCAGUAAUGACAACACUAAUCAGAAUGGGCAUGUUCAAAAGGGUGUCCUUAUUCGACUACCAGGCCAUGUGUAAGAUGAACUUGCACUCUGUCAGCAGCGCUCGCCCACUUCUCAGUCCAUUCUAUGGAUUGGCAUCAGCUCUCAAGUGGUUCCUCUCCCACUUCUUGCUGUUUCUCCUGGAGUUUAAUAUCUGUGGCUUCUGGCAUGCGGACCAUUUUGCUGACGCCAAACCAUCUUUCAGCGUGUCCUCAGCUCAUAAGAAAAGAGGGGACAUCCUGCAGCCGUGUGACACCGAGUACCCCAGCUUCGUCUAUGAGCCGUCAGUCAAAGAGACCAACAGCAUUAUUAAGUGUGGACGCUGCCAGAAGAUGUUUGUGGUGCAACAGAUACCGGACAGCAACCUGUUGAUGUUGGUGGUGCAGGCAGACUGUGACUGCUCCAGACAGUAUCCACCCAUCACCAUGGAGCCCAAGGAAGUCAAAUAUAAUGCCUCAGUUAAGUGUGACAGGAUGAGGUCCCAGAAGAUUCGCAGACGCCCUGAGUCCUGCCACGCCUACCACCCCCAGGAGAACGCCAAUGACUGCGGAGGAGCUUCUGUUAUAUCUCUCUCUGCCUCUCUCUUCCUAACCUGCCUCUCCUUUUGGGCUCUUGUCUCCUGAUAAUGAAAAACGUUGCUGUUUCACCAAUUCUCAUAAAGAGCUGGAGACUGGAAUAAAUCAAGAGACGUGCUUGGUUGCUGGACGCCGCAAGUGGAUUUUUAAAAGAAAAACUUACUCUGCACAUUUUUGCUCGUGAAAACCACAAACCUAGUCUCUAAUGACGGACCUUUGAUGUGGUUUUGGUGCAUUUCGUAGUUAACUUUUGGAAAUUAUUACAAACUGCAAAGAAGGCAAGGUAAUGGGUCGUUGUUGCCAUGGAUACUUUUUCAUUAGUUGCUUUCUCACUCACCACUUUGCAUCUCGAAAUGAAAAGGGACUAAAGAGAUGCAGGUGGUACCUCUGACGUGCAUUGAUAAAAUGGGAUUAUGAGUCACAAGAUGCAACAUAACAAAGUCCAGGGGGGCAAAUAUGUUUAACAUUUCCUUUAUGCCACUGAACUGAAUAUUGCAGACACGUGCAUAUUAUAUAUGCAGCUGGAAGCAUGCACUCCUAUCAUCCUGAGCGCCGGUUUUUCAAAACUCUGAAUGAGAGAAGGCAGAGAAGAUCUGCAGCAAUAUAUGGUAAACAUUGUUGUGUAACAUCAGUGUUGCUGCUCCGUGUUUGCAAUAUCAGUUUCUCUGAAUCUUCUGCAAAUCUCAAAGGGUGAUGGCUGGCUGCCAAGAAAGCACUCGCAGUGGAGUCAAUAAAAUUGCAAGAGCAGAAAAAUCAGAAGGGGAAGUUCCAUCCCGUUCUUAAUUUUUGAUUUUUUACCUGGACUACAUCCCAAAAGUGUUUGUUUCUGUGACAUGUCAUAAAACAUGUCUGCCUUUGUCUUCAUCAGCCGUGUCUUUCUUUGUGUUUGUACAUACUGUAUGUAUUUUUGUUUGGCUGGACAUCACUGUGGAAACUCACCUGAUGUAGAUCUACAAUCAAGAUGGAUAAAACAAUGAUAUGAUGGAUUUUUUUUUUAUUAAAAAAUGCAAUUACAUGAUUUCAAAGUAAAUCUAAUAUAUGCAACAUAAUAAUACCCCACAAAAAAAGGAGUUGUACCAAAUCAUAAAUGUUUCUGGGAUUCAUUUCAAUUUUUUUUUAGAUAUAUCGUGGUGACUAUGCAUUUGCAGAACUGUGUUUUUUGAAUACUUUACAUGUAACUGCUAGUUAUUACUUGGCAUAGAUGACGAUAUAAUUUCAAGAAUUCAAAGAAAAAAUGAAAGUGCUCACACUAUGAAUAAAGAUUGUCAUACGGGGAAAAGAUGUUUGGAAAUGUCAUAUAUGUAAUUGCAAUGUACUGUAUAUUAACUGUGUAAAUCUAAUUGCAUAGGGUAUUUUUGUAUUUGCUUGUGUUUCAUAUUCUGAACUCCAGCAUUUCAUAGUAUUUUGGGCUGUGAGUGUCCCUGUGGCUUCUUCAAUCAUAUUUCUAAAUCAUCUUACACAGCAUGUCGUUAAUUUGAUCUUGUUCUAAUGACGAAACUGCCUGAGAAUUUGCCUGUUUGUAUAAUAGACUCAGAUAAUUGUUGUGUGUGAGUGUGCAUCAUUACAGUAUGUUGUGUCCUGCACAGAUUAUAUGAGGAAUUUGUUUUCAUUUGUCUCAUUUCUGUUUUUGAUUUCCACUAUACAAUAUUUGUGUAUUGUAUGGUUGAUGUGUGUCCAAGUUGUAUGUUGACUGACUGAGGUCAUGACUUCAACCAAGUAAAUUAAAUGAUCAUCUGUUUUUUGUACUGUA